AAGAUUAUAACGGUGUCGGACCAGUGUGCUGGCAAUAUUGUCCAGACACUCAACCACUUGCCUGUUUGGCAGGAUGUGCAAAGACGGAAAAAGAUUGUAAAACAGCUGUUAUAAAUAUGAUACAAUCCGUUGCUGGUGCCUCUCUCAAUUUGCUACAAAUUGUGCUUGGUACCCCAUUAUUCAAUUUGUUUGCGGUUGAUAUUAUGGCAAAUGCUGUAAAAGAAGAUUGGUCAACAGUGGCCAAAGACAUAGGCAGAAUUGCUUUGUCAUUUGUUGACAAAAUUUUGCCAGAAUUGAUAAAAACAUUUAGUGACUGGGAUUUUAACACACUUCAAUCAGCAACAAAAAAUGCAAGUUUAUUAUUGACAGUCGCGGCGUUCAAAAACACUAGCAGUCUAACACCGUUCAUCCAAUUUUUUAAAAUUGAUAGUUUGAUAAGUGCGUUUAAUCACGGAUUGUGUGAUUUAAAAGAGGAUAUUAAUGAUUUUGUGUAA
Didymodactylos carnosus is the source of this 494-nucleotide messenger RNA. The record is from the annotation of a GenBank genome assembly. NCBI's taxonomy places the organism in Eukaryota, Metazoa, Rotifera, Eurotatoria, Philodinida, Philodinidae.